AUGAAUAUGAAAGUUGUUAUUGUUUUUUGUAUUAGAGUUCGGCCAGAUUUUCGAAUUGGUCAUCGUUAUCAAAAAUUAACUGAUAAAUGGAUAAAAUCUUUAACAAAAUCUCAAUCAAUUAUUGAGCAUGUUGCCGUCUUUGAAAAUGAUCUUUCUCAAUUAAUUCAACAAUUAAAACGAUUUGACUUUCUGGAUAUUUCUGGUCGAAUUGAUCGAUAA
Rotaria sp. Silwood1 is the source of this 219-nucleotide messenger RNA. Lineage: Eukaryota; Metazoa; Rotifera; Eurotatoria; Philodinida; Philodinidae. The record is from the annotation of a GenBank genome assembly.